Saccostrea echinata is the source of this 1387-nucleotide messenger RNA. RefSeq lists its product as uncharacterized. The coding region runs from base 1 to 1329 and encodes 442 amino acids. The record is from RefSeq and is a predicted model, not a curated record. The transcript is spliced from 3 exons. Lineage: Eukaryota; Metazoa; Mollusca; Bivalvia; Ostreida; Ostreidae.
AUGGAAGUAGUCAAAUGUCUGAAGUGGUCUUUUAGAUUUCGGACAGUGACUCUGCCUGUUGAUGUACACUAUAAACGCAAAUUUUCAAGUAGUCAGAGGAAAAGAUUAAUUAAAGAAUUGAAAAAAUUAAAUAUCAGUGCCAGUUACCCGUUGAAAACAAUCGAAGCAGUUGGAUAUCAAAAGUCGGACAUCGAUAAAUUUGAAGACGAAGAAAAUGUGCCAUUUGCUGAGACAUUCACUGGGAAUUGCUGUUGGAAUUUUUUCCCAUGCAGAGAUAAUAAGAAAAUUGGACGACACACGUUUGCAAAGGUCAUAUUUGCGAAAGGCUACGAAACUCUUGAGAAAUAUAUGAAUGGUGAUUUUAUUGAAUCUGAGGAAAUGCUGGCUGUAUCCGCUCUUGAGCGAUUUGUCGAAGAAAAAGAAAUUCAUGAGAGAAGUCUGUCUGCUUUAACAUCUGAUGGAAGCGAUGAAACAGAGGCCAAGUCUAGAGCCCUGCUAACCAAUCAUUUACUGGCUCAACUGUUGCCAACAACUUCUUACUACUUCUUAGAUAAGACAACACCAGGAAUAACAGAUGUCUGUCUCUGUGGAUGUGGAGAGAAUAUUCAACUUGGAACUACAUACAUAGGAAGUCCACGCCUUUUCUAUGGACCAGCUGAUAUUGUUCUUUUCCCAGGCAGUAAUAAUAUGUUCUUUGAGGUUGACAACAGCAAGUGCGCCAUCUUCUCUUGGAAGAAAACAACACCAGAAAACAUGAGAAACUCUAACAAUCAAGAAAACAAUAAUUAUGAGAAAAACAAAUCUAUGACCGACUUGGUGGAAAGCCAUGCAUCUUUGAACAAUGUGAAUAAACUAUACAAGCAGGCCAUAGCAUUAUCAAUUUACAAAUACAAGGGGAUGACUAUAAAUAAGGAAUUUAUAUCACAUGAUUCUUUGGAAACAUCAAUGAUUCCAGUUUGUGCCAUUAAUGGAACUUCAUAUGAUGUUGUAUUGUAUGACGCUCAAAAUGAUUUCUUACUAAAAAUGGAUUCUGAUGGUUCAAAGCUAUUUGAUGAUAACAGAUUGAAAUUCUCUGCCAUUUUGGACUUAUGGUUUGUCAUUCACCAUCAUUUAUUUUGUUCAAUGCCCCCAGGAGAAGUUGUCGCCGAUCUUAAGAAUACCUGUGGACUUAUUCCUCGUCUUGGAGAGGAGAGGUUUGCAUCCAUUGUGAAAACCUCUGAGUGGGCCAGUCUUAUAAUUCCAGAUGACAAGACUAAUCACUCCCAGUUAUAUACUUUGUAUAAUUCAAGACCUGCAGGUGGAAAAAUACCUUCAAAUUUGUUGAAUUGAAUGAUUGUUAGUGUUCAGUAAUAUUUAAUUACAUGAGUACAUAAAUCAAAUAAUUAAA